UGAUCGGUCGCAGGUGAAGCAGCAGGAGUGAUGGUACAGAGGAAGGCGUGAAAACAGGGGGAAAUAACGGUGUUCCGCGGAGUUGUUUGACAGUCCUAAGAAGUUUUAUGACAAGAUAAAGACUCGGCGAGAGCAGACGGGAUGAUUUUAGCGGCAUAUUUGUCGUUUUUUCUCCUAAUUUCCUCGGUCGGAGCAGCGAAGGAUGGGGACGAUGACUGGGUUCAUCUGCCCAACAAAUGUGAAGUCUGUAAGUUUGUCAGCAUCGAGAUGAAGUCGGCGUUCGAAGAGACGGGGAAGACAAAAGAAGUCAUCGAUACGAAAUACCGCUUCAUAGACAGCAAGGGGGCGUCGCCGAUCAAAUAUGUCAAGUCAGACCUGAGAUUCAUCGAGGUUGUAGAAAAUGUGUGUCAAAGGCUGCUGGAGUACAAUCUGCACAAAGAGAGAAGUGGCAGCAACCGUUUUGCCAAGGGCAUGUCGGAGACCUUCUCCACCCUGCAUGGGUUGGUGAAUAAAGGAGUGAACGUGGUGAUGGACAUUCCCUACGAGCUGUGGAACGAGACUUCAGCUGAAGUGGCCGACCUUAAAAAACAGUGUGAUGUGAUGAUAGAGCAGUAUGAGGACGUGAUUGAAGACUGGUAUAAAGGAAGCCAGGAGGAGGACCUGACCACGUAUCUGUGCGAGAAACACGUGCUCAAAGGACAGGACAGAGCCUGCCUGAACGAGAACUGGACUCCGAAGAAGAAGGGAGACCAGGCAGCGAUUGCGGAGGACAAGAAGAAGAAGAAGAAAAAGAAGAAGGGAGGGAAGAAGGGCAAGGGCAAAGGUGAGGAAGGAGGCGAGGGAGGAGGAGACGGCAGCUCGGAGGGAGAGAAGGUGAGCAAGAAGAAGAAGGUGAAGAAGAAGAAAAAGAGCAAAUCUCCAGUGGAGAAGACGGAUGGAGGGGUGUCGUCCGACGAGGAGAUCCAGCCGCAGGUGCCUCUGUCUGGGCAGAAGACAGAGCUGUGAGUCCUGGAUGUGGAUCAGUCCUCCAGAGUGAAACCUGCUGAGUCAAAGCAGCUUCUGGAAACAUCUUCAAGUGUUAAAACUGAGGUUCUAGUCAUUGAAAUCCCGCGCUGUUACAUGUUUUGAAGUCAUUUUCCAGGUUUCAUGAGGGAGAAAUCAGAUGUAUAACCAGUUACGUACAAUAUUUCGCUCCUUUUUACCCCCACUUCAGUCAUUUAACGGUUUUUAGUAGAGUCUCCAUUGGAACUUAAAGGAUGAUGUGGUAAUCAUAGCUUGGGACCAGUUUUUCUAUUGGUAUUCAUAAUGUUUGUACUUUUGAGGCCACAAACGUGAAAAAGACUUGAAUUGUGAUUUCCGGGCUCGACAUCAUUCUUAGACCAAAAACAUAAACACUUUAGGGAUACGUGAGAACCAUUUCUCAGUAUUUAUUGACAAAUCAUGAAUUAUCCUGUACUAAUACAUCAAAAGAAAGUCUCUAGGUGCACUCUGUAUGAAUGAUUUUACAGUGCUGUACACAAACUGCAUACAGAGUAUAAACCUGUGCGAGUCGCAGGGCGUCCACAUGUUUGGUUUUCGUCUGUCGGUCGGACGUAGGUGGUGAUUCACGGAUUUUAUCUUUCUCUCUGCGUCUCACGUUUGCAGAAACUUCAAUCGCAGCUCCGAACUGAGACUCUUUUUCACUUGUGUUUUUAAAUAUUUUUGUGCCCUUUACAGCUGUAGAUCUUUGACCCUCAAUGAGCAUUUUAUUAGGAACACCGACAUCUUUGUAACUUUGACCAAUCCGCUACACUUUCAGUUAUUGUAGAGCUGCGUGAAAAUGUUAAAUGAUAUUGUGUAAAUAACAAAAAUAUUAUGAAAUGACUUUUUAAUUCUUUCUGUAAAUAAUCUUUCCACCUAUGUGAGCUCGUAUCUCAGGAUUAACUUACUAAAAAGACACCACGUAUCAAGGUUAUAGAUAAAUUUGACUGAUUAGCGUGUUUGCUGUUAUGUCAGUGGUGUUAUUGUGAAGUUUUCAUACUGUUGUGUCCAGCUGGUUCACCUGUAUGAACGAGCAAGCGAGCUGCCCAAGUGUUCCUAAUGAAGUGCUCUAAACAAAUGAUUGUUAAUCCAGUGUUAAAGUUUCUUUUAUUUCUCACUGUCCUAUUUUUUUUAAAGCCCUUCCACAAACUGAUGUAUUAGCUGAAAUGCCCCUUUAAUUAGUAGAUACAACAUGUGGUACUGAUUUCCUGUUUGCUGUACAAAAAGCUGCUAUUGAAGGCCUGUGUGUGUUUGUGCUGCUGCGUGAUCGUCAGGCUCCUGAACUGAAGACGAUGAAGGAUUGUGCGUCUGUUUUUAUGCAUUUUCUUAAGAGUGAACGUGUGUGGGUGUGUGUUUUUACGAGAUUUCUAUCCUGAGGUAAAAAUGCUGGCUGUGUUGUAUUGAAGUUGCUUUUUGAAACCACGAGCAGACGCAUCAGUGGAUUAAUAAACAGGUUUCAGAACUC
This is a messenger RNA of Pelmatolapia mariae (spotted tilapia), 2485 nucleotides long. It is a transcript of the gene cnpy3, whose product is annotated as canopy FGF signaling regulator 3. NCBI's taxonomy places the organism in Eukaryota, Metazoa, Chordata, Actinopteri, Cichliformes, Cichlidae. The transcript has 6 exons. The record is from RefSeq and is a predicted model, not a curated record. Bases 142 to 1005 code for a protein of 287 amino acids.